ACAUUUGAUCAGCUUGAAGGAGAAGACACAGCUGCUGAGUUUAAGAACACUUCACUGAGCCAUGGAGGAGAAAAAGCAACCAACAGGAGGGCCUUACUUUGUGGGCAAGAAGGAUGAACUGAUUGAAGCAAAGCGCUCCGUCAGAACACUGGAGGAUCGGGAUGUACUGAUUAUCCACCAACAGGGAGUCUUCUAUGCUCUGGACUCUUACUGUUAUCAUGCUGGGGGAAUGCUGCAGAAUGGAGACAUUGAGGAGCUUAAUGGCAGGCUGUGCAUAAUUUGUCCGAAGCACAAGUACAAGAUCUCUUUAGCCGAAGGGGAGAGCUUGUACAAGGCCACCGACCCCCAGGAGACGCAGCCUGUUCCCAGAUGGUACUCGAAGGGCGUGAAGCAGCGGACGCACACGGUCACAGAGAUCAACGGGGAAGUCUUUGUCCAGCUCUCCAAGAGCCGUGACUGGCUCGAGUCAGACUUCUUCCAGGGAGAAAAGGGCAAGCUGGAAAGAGCUAAAGUGGAGGAAACUGAGAAAAAAGAAAAGAAAAAGCUGGAGAGUAAAAAAUAAGGACUGCAUCUCAAUAGUCAUUAUUUGUGUCUUUGAUCUGCUCUAAAUGACUGUAUGGAGAGGAUGUUGGUUGUUAGAUGACAUGCACUCUGUGCUUUAUUUCAAGUAAACUUGGGCAGGAAUGGCCUUUAAAGUGAUCUUCUUUUUAAUGAGUGUGGGAGCAUUUAGAAUUUUAAAUUGCUGAGCUGACAUGAUAAUGUUUUUCUUCAAAGCGUGGUACCACUUUGGCAUUUUAAGUUUGUUUCUCAAAACCAUUAUCCUCUUCACUAAAUAAAAAUUCUAUCAAUUAAUUUAGAUUUCUGACUCUAUCUUCUUUAGUUGGACAGCGACAUGAGGUAAUUAAAUGUGUGCCCACACUGAUGCAUCCUUUACAUUUCAGUACUCUUCAUGUACUAUGCAUACAGCAAAUUAAUCGAUAAAAUUAAAGAAAAAAAAAA
This is a messenger RNA of Stegastes partitus (bicolor damselfish), 999 nucleotides long. RefSeq names its product Rieske domain-containing protein-like. Gene Ontology annotation, molecular function: 2 iron, 2 sulfur cluster binding. Bases 62 to 562 code for a protein of 166 amino acids. The transcript is spliced from 4 exons. Lineage: Eukaryota; Metazoa; Chordata; Actinopteri; Pomacentridae. The record is from RefSeq and is a predicted model, not a curated record.